CCUCAAUCCGGCAGAAUCGCUCCCAACAAGCGUCCGCCGCACAAAUUGCAACCACCCAAAAUGCUCACCCGAGCCAUUCUUCUCCCGCUACGGCGAACCGUUUUCAUCCCGCGCCUCCUCCCCACCACCACCCACUCAAACCUCCACAUCCAAUCGCGACCGAUACGGCCCUCAAUCACCACCCUCACAUCCCGCCUCUCUGCCCUCCGAAUAUCACCGUCCUGCUUCGGGGUGCGACAAACGCAGAUCCGCGGCAUGAAAGUCCGGAGUUCGGUGAAGAAGCUCUGUGAUGGCUGCAAGAGCGUGCGCAGGAAGAAGGGAAAGUAUGUGUAUAUUAUUUGUAGUAAGAAUCCGAAACAUAAGCAGAGACAAGGUUGAUUGUACUGGGUGAUGUGUAUGGGCUAGAUGGGAAGGUCUUGGGAGGGGUGAAGAAUCCGUGAUGCAAUUGCGGGAAUGGCGGUGGGAGGAGUGUAUCAUAUCUGUAUACCAGGCAUUGAUGGUGUUGGAGGGAGCAUGGGGUGGGUGCUGCUGCAUCGACUCUCUGCUACACAUAUCCGGAGUGGCC
Lindgomyces ingoldianus is the source of this 565-nucleotide messenger RNA. RefSeq lists its product as uncharacterized. Bases 61 to 378 code for a protein of 105 amino acids. Lineage: Eukaryota; Fungi; Ascomycota; Dothideomycetes; Pleosporales; Lindgomycetaceae. Gene Ontology annotation, molecular function: structural constituent of ribosome. Gene Ontology annotation, biological process: translation. The transcript is spliced from 2 exons. Gene Ontology annotation, cellular component: ribosome. The record is from RefSeq and is a predicted model, not a curated record.